Molecule: messenger RNA, 447 nt
Organism: Microthlaspi erraticum
Lineage: Eukaryota; Viridiplantae; Streptophyta; Magnoliopsida; Brassicales; Brassicaceae
Source: the annotation of a GenBank genome assembly
AUGAAGAAACGAGUUCCCAUGCGCCUCGACCUUUACAGCGGCCAGCUUGAUCCGGAGCAAUGGCUCUCUUCUCUUUUGGACGCCACCAAAAGACAGCGGUACUCGUCACCUGAAGAACAAGACGCACAUCUAUGCCAAGCCUUCGCCGAGCAUCUACAAGGCGAAGCCCUAACUUGGUUCAUCCAGCUCCGCACUGAGUCGAUCAAAUUUUUCGACGACCUAGCGGCCGCCUUCCUAAAACAGCAUCUCCAGUUCGCCGUCAACGACAUCGUCCUGCGAAAGUCGGAUAGCACGACGGAUCGUGCCGGCAAGUUUGGCUUCCAUUGGAGCGGCCCCUUCCGCAUCGCACGAGUGGUCAAGCGCGGCAUCUACGAGCUGGAGGAUAACUUCGGCAACACGUUCAACCGCACGUGGAACGCCAUCGAUCUCCGCCGAUUCCACGACUAG